Entrophospora sp. SA101 is the source of this 1536-nucleotide messenger RNA. NCBI's taxonomy places the organism in Eukaryota, Fungi, Glomeromycota, Glomeromycetes, Entrophosporales, Entrophosporaceae. The record is from the annotation of a GenBank genome assembly.
AUGUGGGAACUUGAGACUAUUGACCAAGGAAGACAUAUUUUAAGGAUAGGUGAAAAUGCUGCUUCUAUUAAUAGCCUGCUAAAGGUGAUUGUAGUGCUUACUUCACUAUUUGAAGCAAUAACACUUCCAGUGUUGGUCUCUGUGGCCUGGGUAUUUAUUUACCAAAUUAAACAAAAAAUGAAUGGUAGCGAUUUUAAAGUGUGUAUGGAGGCUACACAUGGCUCUAUUUUAAAGCUUUUCAUGGAUUUAUACCUCAGGUAUAAAAGAUUAUCCAAGGGUAUGAUUGCAUUCAUCUUUCUAUUAUUUCUAGCAAUUAUAUUAGGGAAAAAUAUACCAAAUAUUAUGCUCUCUGGGAUUAUUGGAUUGUAUGAUUUUACCAACAUUGUGUCUUCUAAUGUUACAUUCUUUAAUAAUGAUUCGAAUUGUAUUUACACAUCAUGCACUUCUGACUUGACUGAAGAAAAAUUUGCAUUGGUUGCAAAUUCCACUACAAUGCAAGAUAUUAUGCGUAAAAAUUAUGUGCAAAACACUUAUUGGGGUUUAAAUAAUACUUUGUAUGCUGUGCGUGCCAAAGUUAAUGCAAGAUCUUGUGUUUUAAGUAUAGGAGAUGGAAUUGGAGCAGUAAGUAGUGAUAAUCUGAAGAAUGUGACGGAUAUUCCUACAAAUACUGGAAUGUUUACUGGUGGCUAUAGUGGUCAUACUCCCACAACUAAAAGUAUUGGUCUAAUUUCUUAUGUGAAUGAUAUGUUUUUGAGAGUCAGUACAUCAGAUAGAUGUGAUAUAUCUAUGAAUUUGUUUUAUAUUUCCCCCGAUUUUCCUCUCAAUGUUAUGAAGAUGGCAAAGUGGUUAUCUGAUGGUGGAUAUUCACAUGAUAAAGAUUUUAAUCGUUUUUGCAUAGUAUCCAUGCAAUGUAAUGUAACCAUGGAAUGGAAACAAAUGCAAAUAUCUGGAAGUACACCAGAUGAUCUAAAAAUAUUGGAGAUGCAAUUUAAUAACACCAUACAAAAAUUGAGAGAGUUGAUUUCUACCAAUGUGAAAGACAGUGAUCUGAAUGGAAAAUGGUUUGGAGAAAGUCUUCUUGAUAGUGCUGUAGAUAGAUUGACAUCAAUGUUAACAAUAUGGAGAAAUGAUAUCAAAUUCAAAAGGAGUAAUGACAGUUACAAUUUUUUUGAUCAGUUUGGUGAUAUCAUAUCACAAUCAUUGGCAUCAUCUAUACAAUCCAUCAUGAACAAUGUCAGUGUUGAUGUUGAUAAGAAAGAAAUAAUAACAGCUCCAGGACUUUGGAUAGAGGUCACUGUUCUAGUAUUUGCAAUAUUGUUGACCUGUAUUAUUUCAAUGCCCAUUUUGUCAAUUAGAAAUUCAAACAUGUUAUUGCCACUUAGUGUACUGGAUUUUGAAAUCAUAUCCAAUUCUAUCUUUAGAGAGCAUAAUUAUGAUGGCAACUUUAAUCAAAAACUUUCUUGGCCAUUUGAAGUGAUUUAUUUACAAGAUAAAUCACAUCAUUUGAUUUCAGCAAAUGAAUUAGAUGAUGAUUAA